This is a messenger RNA of Ceratosolen solmsi marchali, 3477 nucleotides long. RefSeq names its product glucosidase 2 subunit alpha (gene GCS2alpha). The transcript has 11 exons. Gene Ontology annotation, biological process: N-glycan processing; carbohydrate metabolic process. Bases 89 to 2947 code for a protein of 952 amino acids. NCBI's taxonomy places the organism in Eukaryota, Metazoa, Arthropoda, Insecta, Hymenoptera, Agaonidae. The record is from RefSeq and is a predicted model, not a curated record. Gene Ontology annotation, molecular function: alpha-glucosidase activity; carbohydrate binding.
CGUCCCGCCCGGUGAUUGGAUUUAUUUUUCAUUUUGCUGUUGACGUCUCGUUGACGGCAGCACAUUUGCAGAAGACUCCAGCUCUAACAUGGCUUUAUAUUUACGGCUGGGGAUUAUAAUAUUCUUUGUUUCCAUGGUUGGGUCUGUUCCCAGGGAAAAUUUUAAGACAUGUGAGCAAAGCAGUUUUUGUAGGCGAUGUCGGAAAGUCGAGCAUGGGAAAACUGCUUAUAAUCUUUUGUUAAACACAACCACUCAAAAUGAUUCAACAUUGUACGUUGAACUAUACAAUAAGGAUACAGGAGUAUAUUACAACGUUGAAUUUACAGCAUUGAAACAUGAUUUAUUCAGACUGCACAUUAAUGAAAAAUCUCCAUUGUAUCCAAGAUACGAAGUUGAAUAUGCAUUACAAGAUCACCCACAAGUUUCUCAAUUGAUUGUUGUUGAAAAAACAGCAACUUAUAUCUCUGUUGCAAAUGGAAAAAAUAAAGCUAUACUUUAUGCCAGUCCAUUUAAAAUUGAUGUAUACUCUGGAAAUCAAUUAGUUAUUUCAACUAAUGCUAGAGGUCUUAUGAGAUUUGAACAUUUACGUCAUAAACCAGAACCAAAACCAGAACAGCCAGGACAUGCUGAUCAAUCAGAACAAACCGAUCAAUCGGAGCCAGCAGAACAACUUGAUCAGCAAGAUCAAACAGUUCAACAAGAUCAAAAGAAUGAAAAAAUAGAAAAUGUUGAACUCAAUGAUUCAGAAUUCCCAGGUGAUGGAGCAGAAAAUGAUCCUGGCGCAUGGGAAGAAAAUUUCAAGAAUCAUCAUGAUGCUAAACCUUAUGGACCUGAAGCGAUUGCAUUGGAUUUCAGCUUCCCAGGUGCUGAGCAUGUUUAUGGAAUACCCGAACAUGCCGAUUCCUUUGCUUUAAAAUCAACAAAACAGUCCGAGCCAUACAGACUGUAUAAUUUAGAUGUGUUUGAAUAUGAAAUUAAUGAGAGAAUGUCACUUUAUGGUGCUGUUCCGGUACUUUAUGCACAUGGAAAGAAAGCAACGUCAGGAAUAUUUUGGCACAAUGCUGCAGAAACUUGGAUUGAUAUUGUUUCUAGUGCGGAUAACAAUGUAGUUCAAAGCAUUGUUAAUUUUGUUUCUGGAACUGCAAAAAAGCCUCAAGUCGAUACGCACUUUAUGUCUGAAUCCGGCGUUAUCGAUGUUUUCUUUUUACUUGGACCUCAGCCAAUGGAUACAUUUCAACAAUAUGCUCAAAUAACUGGAUCCGCACAUUUACCACCGAUAUUCUCAUUGGCUUACCAUCAGUCUCGUUGGAACUACAAUGAUCAAGAAGACGUACAGCAAAUAUCCGACAACUACGAUAAGUAUGAUUUGCCACUUGAUGUUAUUUGGUUGGAUAUAGAGUAUACCGAUGGCAAGAAAUACUUUACAUGGGAUGAGAGAAAAUUCCCGAAUCCUUUAGAUAUGGUGAGAAAUCUAACAUCAAAAGGUCGUAAACUUGUGGUCAUCAUUGAUCCACACAUUAAACGUGACAGCAAUUACUUUUUGCAUAACGACGCCACCGACAACGGAUAUUAUGUUAAACACAGAGAUGGAAAAGAUUACGAGGGAUGGUGUUGGCCUGGUGCAUCAUCUUAUCUUGACUUCUUCGAUCCUACGGUAAGGAAGUAUUACAUGGGGCUUUACGACUUGAGUAAGUUCAAGGGGACAACUAGUGACGUGCACAUCUGGAAUGACAUGAACGAGCCGUCUGUAUUUAACGGUCCCGAGGUAACGAUGCCCAAGGAUCUCGUACACUACGGUGGAUGGGAGCAUCGUGACGUACACAACAUCAACGGUCUCGUGUAUACGAUGGCGACCUACGAUGCGUUAUUUAUGCGUUCCGGUGGCACUUUAAGGCCCUUCAUACUGUCCAGAUCUUUCUUCGCCGGCUCGCAGCGGUUCGCCGCAGUCUGGACCGGUGACAACGCUGCCGACUGGGAACAUCUUCGGAUCUCCUUCCCAAUGUGCCUAUCCCUUUCGAUCUCCGGAAUAUCUUUCUGUGGUGCUGAUGUCGGAGGAUUCUUUAAGAAUCCCGAAUCCGAGCUCUUCAUUAGGUGGUAUCAAGCCGGAAUCUGGUUGCCAUUCUUUCGCCAGCAUUCGCACAUAGAAACGAAGCGCCGCGAACCCUGGACAUUCAACAACGACGUUCUGAAUAUUGUGCGCGAAUCACUGAGGCUACGUUAUUCCUUCCUCCCAUACUGGUACACUUUGUUCCGCGAACAUGAGGUGAACGGCUCACCGGUUUUGAGACCCAUUUGGGCUCAUUACCCUACCGAGUCCGAGUCCUUCGCGAUCGACGACCAGAUCCUCGUAGGCGAUGCGAUCCUCGUGAAGUCCGUCUACCAGCAGUCUAUUACCGAGGUUCCUGUCUACUUCCCCGGUGAAGGCAAAGUUGCCUGGUAUGAAAUUGAGACGAUGGAGAAGUAUGGUGCCGCGAGCCUAGUACAGAUCCCGGUUACAUUGCACAAGAUUCCCGUGUUUCAGCGCGAAGGUUCGAUUGUGCCUCGUAAGAUGCGCGUACGACGCAGUUCUGUAGCCAUGAAGAAUGACCCCUAUACGUUAGUAGUGAUCGCUAAUCAACAGGGACUGGCCAUGGGGAACCUUUACAUCGACGACGAGGCGAGUUUCGAAUACAGGCAUGGAAAGUAUUUGUACCUUAGGCUAUUGUUCAAGAAUAACAAGCUUACGUCCACUAUGCUACAAAAACUCGCGAAUUAUAAUACUAGGAGUUGGCUUGAGCGAGUGAAUAUUGUCAAUCCUCCUAAAGGCAUUACCAAAGCUACCAUAUAUUCCAAAGCUCUGGGUAAAGCUGAUUUAGAAGUCAAGUACAAUCCUAGUAAUAAUGUUUUAACUAUUCGCAAACCAGGUAUAAAUAUGGGAGAGGAAUGGAUAAUUGAUUUAAUUGCUUAAAAAUUGUCUUUAAGUAAAACAAAAAAAUAGGUGAUGGAUUUAGUGCGUUCUGUACAUAUCCACACUAAAAACUUGAUUAAAGAAUAAUCACUGUAACGUUUUUUCAUCCUUCAUACAGUAUACGAUAUUGUAUCGUUAUGAAUAAUCAAGCAAUGCUGUACAGUUCAUUUGUAGAUAAAUAUAAAAGGAAAAGAAAAGAACAAAGAAACAAAGAAACAAAUAACUAACCAAACUUUAUAAAGUAGUUAUUUAUUACAAAUAGCACAUCAUCCGAAGCAUGCUUAAUUUUUGCUUUUCUUUUUUUUUGUAAUUGUUAUUUUACAGUUUCAUAUAAACUCAUAGAUUACAUGUAAGAAUUAGAUGCAUGUCUAUAAAGAUAAAUGCAUUUCAUUUUUACGUAAGUCAAGAUUUAAGUUUUUAUAUUAUGUUACAAAAGCAAAAAAGAAAAACCGAGGAACCAACUGUACUUUCAAUACUUAUAAUGUAUAACAAAAAUAGCAAAGUGGAAAUAUACGAUUUUGUUAUAAUAA